UUGGUGUAUAUAAAUGAGUGCAAAAUAUCUUGCUCUCUCUCUCUUUCUAAGCUGCAGCACUGAAACAUGGCUACUGCAGGAAAGGUGAUUAAAUGCAAGGCGGCCGUUGCCUGGGAGCCCAAUAAACCUCUGGUGAUAGAAGAGAUUGAAGUGGCUCCACCUCAGAAGAAUGAAAUACGAAUUAAGGUGGCAGCUUCAGGCAUGUGUCACUCUGACCUGUAUUACCUGUUUGAGGCGAAGAACAGCGCAGGCUUCCCGAUCGUUCUGGGCCACGAGGGAGCUGGUGUGGUGGAGAGUGUCGGGCCUGGAGUCACUGAGUUUAAACCAGGUGAUAAGGUCAUCCCUCUUGGUGCCUAUCGGUGUGGAGAAUGCAGAUUGUGCAAAAAUCCUGAGACUAACAUGUGUGAGAAAUGCUGGUCUAAUAUUGAAAGUGCUCAGAUGUCAUCCUCUGACACUCGCUUCUCUUGCCGUGGUAAACCUGUCCUGCAGUUUGUGGGGACCAGUACAUUCUCAGAGUACACCGUCUUAAACCAGAUUGCUAUUACAAAGAUCCAUCCAGAUGCCAGGCUUGACAGAGUUUGUCUGUUUGCGUGCAGCUUCUGCACUGGCUAUGGAGCUGCUGUCAACACUGCCAAGGUCUGUGCAGCGCUGAAGGUACAGCCGGGAUCAGUGUGUGCAGUGUUUGGGAUGGGUGCAGUGGGUCUCGCUGCAGUCAUGGGCUGUAAGAGUGCUGGAGCCUCCAGGAUCAUUGCUGUGGACAUCAAUGAGGAGAAGUUUGAGAAGGCCAAGAUCUUUGGUGCUACCGACUUUGUGAACCCUAAAGCACACCAGAAACCAAUCAGUGAGGUUCUGAUUGAAAUGACCAAUGGAGGAGUGGAUUACUCACUGGAGUGUGUGGGAGAUGUGACUGUUAUGAGGAGUGCACUGGAGUCGGUUGUUAAAGGCUGGGGGGUGGCUGUGAUUGUGGGCUGGAAUAAUGUUGAGGAUGUCUCCACUCGACCAGUUCAGCUCAUCGCUGGCAGAACCUUGAAGGGAAGCAUGUUUGGAGGCUAUAUUGGUAAGGAGUCUAUUCCAAAGCUUGUCCUGGACCACAUGGCUGGCCGUCUAAACCUGGACGAGUUUGUGACACACACAGUAAAAAUGGACAAAAUCAACGAUGUAGUUGAGUUGAUGAAGAAAGGGAAGUGCAUUCGUGCUAUCAUCAACAUAUCCAAAUAAAAAGUCACCGGCAACAAGUGUACCAAUCCAACGUCAAGCACAAAUAAUAACUCUUUUGCAUUUCUUUCAAUAGCUAUUCUUUAUAUUUUAAUAUGUCUACUUACUGGUAUGCAAUAUAUUUAACAAAAGGUGCUAUUGUAAAGCCCUAUAGCCUUCUUAAAAAAUACCUUUUCUCAUGUUGUAGUUCAAAUAUUAUACAAAUGUUAUUUACAUUGGGAUGAUGUUAAUGAGCAGCAUGUGAGGCAUAGCAAUAAAAAUGCAAAUGCAAAAAAAA
This is a messenger RNA of Astyanax mexicanus (Mexican tetra), 1492 nucleotides long. RefSeq names its product alcohol dehydrogenase 1. The record is from RefSeq and is a predicted model, not a curated record. Bases 67 to 1218 code for a protein of 383 amino acids. Gene Ontology annotation, molecular function: S-(hydroxymethyl)glutathione dehydrogenase [NAD(P)+] activity; zinc ion binding. The transcript has 9 exons. Lineage: Eukaryota; Metazoa; Chordata; Actinopteri; Characiformes; Acestrorhamphidae. Gene Ontology annotation, cellular component: cytosol. Gene Ontology annotation, biological process: formaldehyde catabolic process.